Molecule: messenger RNA, 2501 nt
Organism: Penaeus chinensis
Lineage: Eukaryota; Metazoa; Arthropoda; Malacostraca; Decapoda; Penaeidae
Gene: tan
Exons: 8
Coding region: 208-1371 (387 amino acids)
Source: RefSeq, a predicted model, not a curated record
UGUGACUCCGACGAAGAAGGUGCGUCAGGGAGAGAGAGAGGAUCACGACAGCCGACAAAAAAAGAAAAAAAAAAAAAAAAUCAUACACUUGCCCGCCUACGAUCUUCCAUUUUCGAAAGCACCGACAAGACUGUCCAUAGAACCAAGAGCGUCCUUUAAUACGAAAGAGCGUCCUUAUACCUUCGCCUUGUCACGUCCUCUGCCACGAUGCCCGCCCCAGCAGACAGCGGCCGUCGAAAUGCCCUGCCCGUUCUCUACACAAGCGGCACCCAUUACGACGUAGGAUACGAUAUUGGUCGCACCUUCCGCGGCAUCAUCGAGGACUUCCUAGCAUCCUUCAAGGAACUACACGACAGCCUCCUGCCGGCGUAUGAGACAGCUGAAGGCAAGGCAGCCUACGACCAAACCCUCGCCGUCCUGCAGGAGAAUUACCCGCAGUAUGUGAGGGAGAUCCAGGGCACGGCUGACGGCGCCAAGGUUCCUUUCCAUCACCUGAUGCUCCUGCACAUGGACCAGAUCGUCCCCAUGCAUUCAGGCCAGACGCGCUCCUCCGGCACCAACGGCUGCUCCUCCAUCUGCUCCAACAAUGAGGGUCAGGUUCUUCUCGGCCACACGGAAGACGCCCUCCCGGAGACCCUAAACCACGCCUACUUGGUGAGCGCCCACAUCCAUGAGGAAGAACCGCAGGGCAAGAACGGUACGAAGACGGAGGGCUUCACAGCACUGUGUUACGCAGGGCAUCUCCCGGGCUUCUGCAUGGGAUACAAUCAUCACGGUCUCGUUUAUUCCAUUAACGUCAUCAGCCCCAAGAAGGUUUUGGCGGGAAAAACACCCCGCCAUUUCUUGUGUCGAGCUCUCCUGGCUGCCGAGACGAUGAUGCAAGCUCAGCAAAUCCUGCGUGACCGAGGAACGGGUUCUGCCGAUGGCUUCAGUGUCAACAUGAGUUUCACGAGGCAAGAAGGUGACCACCUGUUCCAUAACGCCGAAGUGGGACCUGCAGAAGAAGGUGACGAGAGCCCCAUGUCUAUCCUCACCAUAAGCCCAGGGGAGCAUCUGCUACAUACGAACAAGUAUCUUCGCCUGGAGGUGCCCGAAGACGAGGGGCUUUGUAUGGAGAGUAGCAACCACCGACACACCCGCGCCCAUAGCUGCUGCCCGCCCACAACACGCGCCGCUUUGCUGGCCCUGCUCUCCGACACCGAGGACGCCACCUAUCCAUUCUUCAGGGAGGGCGGGGAUCCUGACUUCGUUAAGACCAUCACGCUCGGUGUGUUCGACUUGGAGGAGAAGACGUGGACGCUGUGGAUGAAGAACCCUCGAUCCGCCGACCCGCUCGUCACGCUCCCUCUCGUCUUCAAAUGGUCCAACUAACUCUCCCUUCGUCCAACAACUUCUGUCCCUCGGGCUGAAUUCCGACGAUUAUCUCGAGGCCUUCUUCGGCCCUUCACCCGAAUCAGUGUGCGGACUACUUUUUACCUUUACAAAGUUCCUUCGGGUCGUAAUUUGUUUAUCUUCAGCGGAUCUAUUUGCUGUACACGUCAGGGUUCUGUAAGAAUAUAAUUUUAUAUCACUGUUUUCUUUUUACACCGGAGGUAUUCGUUAUGCCUCCUUUAGGCUGAAAAGACGUUACUGAAUCAACACUUAAAGUUGAUCCUCUGAACUCUCCGCCUGCCAGAGACCUUGACCUAAACUGGUUGGAUCAGGAUUAUAUAUAUAUACAUAUAUAUAUAUAUAUAUUUAUAUAUAUAUAUAUAUACACACACACAUAUAUAUAUAUAUAUAUAUAUAUAUAUAUAUAUAUAUAUAUAUAUAUAUAUAUAUAUACUAAAAUAACGUCGCAAGGUUCACUGCAAAUACGAAAAUGGGACAAGAAAAACAUGCCUCACCUGUGGGUGGUUAUCGUGCACUUGCCUGCAUGUAUCCUCCCACACCACAGUUGUAAGUCGGCGACCGACGCCAGAUGAAAUAUUCCUUCGCGGGGUGAAGGGGAGGACGAAAGUGGAACAGGCUUUUUCUUGUCAGGGUCAGGGUCAGGGUCGUUGCUCCUCCCACAGGAUACAAGUCCUGUGCUCUGUUAUAUUCCAUGUCUUUGUGUAACCUUUAGUCUACUUAGUGUUCUGAAAUAUGAUGGUUAAUUCUUGGUUCUGCACAUCAGUGUCAAAUGUUCAGUGAUAAUUGUAGAUGUUUAGUCAAAAUAAACUUCAACUUUGGUUUUACUGUAUAAGUAAUUUGUUUGGUUUAACCAUAUUUGGGAAAAAAAGAAUGCAUGACUCUCAUAAUUUCGCUCUCAUUUUCACUUGUUUUCACUGUAAAUAAUUUUAAUCAUAGGAAUACUGGCCAAGCCAUCAAAGAGACUUCUACUUGUUUUAGCAUUUUACAACCCAGGUUAAUUAAAUGUGUGUAAUAUUACAAUACUGAAUGUGAUAGAGAAUUAUUCAGAAGUGCGUGUCAUAAUAUACAUUGAUAAUGAAUGUGAUGCGAAAAUAAAGCUUACUCUUAUU